Cottoperca gobio is the source of this 1788-nucleotide messenger RNA. RefSeq names its product solute carrier family 48 member 1b (gene slc48a1b). The transcript is spliced from 3 exons. NCBI's taxonomy places the organism in Eukaryota, Metazoa, Chordata, Actinopteri, Perciformes, Bovichtidae. Gene Ontology annotation, biological process: heme transport. The coding region runs from base 265 to 699 and encodes 144 amino acids. The record is from RefSeq and is a predicted model, not a curated record. Gene Ontology annotation, cellular component: plasma membrane; lysosomal membrane. Gene Ontology annotation, molecular function: heme binding; heme transmembrane transporter activity.
AAAAGACAACACAUCUCAACAGAAACGCUUUGUCAUGUACCACACUUUACAAUCAUUAGUCAGCAGUACACACACAGUUAUUCACAUUGUGUCCUCUUGGGCCCGUUUGGAAAUUAACCGGAUGCAGAUGUUUUAAAAUUACAGCUCGCUGCUCUCUCAGACACACACACAUAUAAAUACACACACACACACACACACACACAGUCGGUUCUCGUGUCGUCGAGCUUGUGUCCCUGCUUCCCUACCACCUUUGUUUUUGUGGACAUGGCUGUUAAUAAAACAUACAUUAGUAUCGGCUAUGCCUCGUUUGGUAUGCUCAUAGGGUUUUCUGCUUUCCUGGCGUGGAACAUCGCGUUCAAGCAGCCGUGGACUGCAGCCAUGGGAGGACUGUCAGGUGUGCUGGCACUGUGGACUCUGAUCACUCACGUCAUGUACCUGCAGGACUACUGGAGGACCUGGCUGAAGGGCCUCAAGUUCUUCUUCUUCAUCGGGGUCUUCUUCUCUCUGUUAGCAGUCGUGGCCUUCAUCUCUUUCCUGUCUAUUGCCAUCCACAACAAAGCGUCCCUGACUGACCCUCAGAGCCUCUACCUGUCCUGUGUGUGGAGCUUCAUGAGCCUCAAGUGGUCCUUCCUGCUCGCCUUGUCCGCUCACCGCUACCGCAAAGAGUUCGCCGACAUCAGCAUCCUCAGUGACUUCUAAGGACAUUUAAACAUCCCGCAGUGUCUACACAGACUUUGGAGUACACUAGCUGUGAUGACUUCUCAGCCUGAGAGUCCAAAGGCGAUGGAGUACAUUUUAAGAGGAAUCGGAGGAGAGGUUGAAAUACUUUGUGUGGAUGAGCACCGUAAUCCUGGUUGCUCAAACCUCCUCCUCAUUUUAAAACAAUUAUGUGUGCAGGGUGUGUUGCUGACUUUGCCACUUUACAGACAAAUCCAGCCCAGUUUUAUAUGAUCCCUGAUAGAUUUUACAUUUUUACUUCCUCAGCACCCUGCUUAGUCAUGCAUCUGCACAGCUUUCAUGACAAAAUAUAUCCAAACUAUGGUAAAGUUUUUCGUGACUCAGUGAAGGGAAUCGCCGCGCUGUAACACUCAGUGGUAAUUAUCAGUUGCAGUUUCAUGCUGUAGCCACUAGAGGGUGCCAUCCUUCCAAACAACACCAUGUACAGUGUGUGUGCGUCUCAUCCCGAUUUACAUCUUCGUGUUAUAUUAAAAAAAAAAAUUGGUUCAAUGAACGAUGAAGAGCUGCACAAGAUGCACAGGCAGCGCUCACAUGAUGAAAUCUGCGUAUCACAAUGCAUAUGGUGAAUAAUUGAUUUUAAAAGUGUGUGUCGGGGUCUUGCAGAGGGUAGAUUACCCAAAAAUCAACAUCACAUCAACAUGAGUGCUUUAAUGUCAUAAGCACCACGUGUCCUGGUUUGAUAUAUGUGUGAACCAUGAAGGGGCAUUUUUAAUGUAAAGAAUGAUUUUUGUAAUAUUUUUAUCAGCGUGACAAACAAAAGUAAGUGAAAGUGUGAAGCGGGGUCAGUUAUGGCUUUAAUUCCUGACAGCAGUGACACCACUAGUGUGCAUGCAUGUUGUCUCAGUUUUAUUGUCCUGAUCUGAACCUUUUAUGACAUCGAUAUCGUUGUUAAAUGAGAUUAAGUUGCUGUGUUUCCUUUAUCGCUGUACAUGUUAGAAAUGAAGAAUGGUAUUGUGUAUCCACAUGUUUUACUUGACUGAAUGUCGGAGUGUGUGUUUGUAUAAGAGUGUGUCUGACAGCCAUGUUAAUAAAAUAUGAUUUUUGACAUCC